Molecule: messenger RNA, 636 nt
Organism: Acanthosepion pharaonis
Lineage: Eukaryota; Metazoa; Mollusca; Cephalopoda; Sepiida; Sepiidae
Source: the annotation of a GenBank genome assembly
AUGUCAAUCUAUCUAUCUAUCUAUCUAUCUAUCUAUCUAUCUAUCUAUCUAUCUAUCUAUCUAUCUAUCUAUCGAUUGCCUCGAUCUCUACCUUUCUACUGUCUUAUUAUCUAUCUAUCUAUCUAUCUAUCUAUCUAUCUAUCUAUUGCCUUAAUCUCUACCUAUCUACAAACUUAUUCUAUAUCUAUCUAUCUAUCUAUCUAUCUAUCUAUCUAUCUAUCUAUCUAUUGUCUCAAUCUCUACCUUUCUACAGUCCUAUCUAUCUAUCUAUCUAUUGCCUUAAUCUCUACCUUUCUACAGUCUUAUUAUCUAUCUAUCUAUCUAUCUAUCUAUCUAUCUAUCUAUCUAUCUAUCUAUCUAUCAAUUGCCUCAAUCUCUACCUUUCUACAGUCCUAUCUAUCUAUCUAUCUAUCUAUCUAUCUAUCUAUCUAUCUAUCUAUCUAUUGCCUUAAUCUCUACCUUUCUACAGUCUUAUUAUCUAUCUAUCUAUCUAUCUAUCUAUCUAUAUACAAUCUUUUUAUCUAUCUAUCUAUGAAUCACCUCAUUUUCUAUCUAUCUCUAUAUUUCAUUUUCUAUGUAUCCAUCCAUCUCAUUCUCUCUCUAUGUUUUCUUACUGAUAUAUGUACAUAUGAUUGA